Messenger RNA from Protomyces lactucae-debilis, 930 nucleotides. RefSeq lists its product as uncharacterized. The transcript has a single exon. The record is from RefSeq and is a predicted model, not a curated record. NCBI's taxonomy places the organism in Eukaryota, Fungi, Ascomycota, Taphrinomycetes, Taphrinales, Protomycetaceae. Bases 21 to 815 code for a protein of 264 amino acids.
CGCUUUAUAAGGAAGCAAAAAUGAUUGUCGUACUAUGGAUGGUGCUUCCUCAGACACAAGGCGCGACGCAGCUCUAUCUACACUACUUGCAUCCACAACUCGUGCUGCAUGAGCGCGAUCUGGAUAAGCUCAUUUUCACACUCCACCAGCAAGCAAUGCAGAGCGGCGCAGCACAGUUGCAACGUCUGUACAGGCUCGUACAAGAGAUCCUCAUUGGGCCUGCUGCAAGGGCACCCGAAAACAGCGCUACACCGACUUCAUCCACAGGCCCUGCUGAACAAGAUGGUUUCAUUGCAAACUUGCUCGCGCGCUUCAGGACAGUGCCAGUGGGAAGUUCUGCAGAGACCAUUCCCGCGACGUUAUUGGCAUUCAUUUCUUCUUAUUCGCGCAGUGCAACUUCCAUGACUCCUUCCUCGGCGGCGGACAUAGUGCCGUCACAUUUGCAACCGGAAGAGCGCGCCAACUAUAUUGCGCUACAAAAGCAAAAAGUGAACAAUUGGCUACAGCUCUUGGAUCAGGCCAUGUCGCAGCCUGCACCAAGUUAUGUUGACGCUUCAAUUCCUACAGCCAUUCCGGAAGGGAAUGAAAGUCAUACAAGCCUGAGCAGCAAGAAAGGUAAGGCUCGGAGCGCGAGUGGACGCCAAACGCCCAUGACUGACUCUGAUUUUGAAGACAUUGGACAAGAUGACAUUUUGCCCAUGCGACGUGCCCCUGGCGCAAAGACGAGUGCUCGAGAUACGAGUUCCUUUGGAAAUGUCAAUACGCGCCAAGGUUGGUUCUGGCGCUCAGGGCGCUCCGCUUCGUCGACCUACUGAUGCUCAGUGGUUCAUGACUUUUCGUGUGUUUUCGCGCUUGCGCUGGCUUUGAGUAUUUGUCCAAUUCGCAAGCAAUGUCUUUGCUCUUCUAGUUCUAGUCACCUCAAUCUUCUCU